AUGUCCGCGCGGCGGGAGACCUGCGCGCGUGUCACCUUCAGCGGAGGAGCGGGAAGUGCAACGACGCCGGCUCGACCACCUGAGGCAGGGAUGGGCGGGGAGGCGUGUCCUCACAAGCUUGGAUCCACCAAUCACCUCCGACUCCUGCUCUACAUCCUGAUUCCCACUGUGAGCCUGCUGGCCGCCCUGCUGCUGCUCGUCCUAGCCCUCACUGGGAUAUUUGGCGGCAGCCUCUUGGCCUCCAGCCCCCUCUCGUCCCCCGAGCCCAUCGUUGACAGCGACCCCGGCUACAACGGCAACAGCACAAACCCCCCCCCCACCGUUGAGGUGGAGAGCACCACCUCCUCGCUGAGACAACAUGGCGGCGGUGGCGGCGAAGAUGAUGACGUCACGCACCCCGGCAAGAGCACACCUGCUGCGGCUGCCAGCACUGCCCCGCCUUCCUCAUCUCCGGCCACGCCCACUCUGCCCUUCACAACGCCUCCUGAUUGGCUGACCUCUGUGACAGCACUAAGCUCUGCAUGGCCCAUUAGCUCCACCGCGACACCUGACACAGGCAGCUGUCAGCUGAUCGCGGAGCCGCAUUGCCACAUGCUGCCCUACAAUCAAACAUGGAUGUUCUCCUCCGUGGCCGUGGUGAAGAGCUCGGAGGUGGAAAUGCUGCUAAGGUUCUUCAGCUACCUCAGCCGACUCUCCUGCUACAGACACAUCAUGCUGUUCGGCUGCUCGCUGGCGCUGCCCGAGUGCAUCGCCGCCACCGACAGCUCGCACAACAGACAGGUGGUGCUGCCCUGUGCGUCGUUCUGCGAGGCGGCGAGGGAAGGCUGUGAACCGGUCCUCCAGAUGUUCAACGCCUCCUGGCCCGACUUCCUGCGCUGCUCUCAGUUUAGCAAUGUCACCUCCACGCCACCGCCACCACCACCAUCAUCAUCAUCAUCAUCAUCAUCAUCAUCAUCAUCCUCACCGUCAACGUCCGCGCCCUCACCGACAGCAGGCCCCGCCCCUUUCACCUGCUACAUGCCGCGACAGACCAAAGGGAAACCAUCUGUGUGCGGCGGGAAUGACCACUUCCUUUGUACGACGGGAAUUUGCGUCCCCCAGAAACUGGUGUGUAACGGCUACAACGACUGUGACGACUGGAGCGACGAAACACACUGCGUGUGCACAGAGGGAGAGUUCCGCUGUAACACUGGUCGGUGUCUCUCGCCCGCUCUGGUGUGCGACGGUUAUGACGACUGUGGAGACAUGAGCGACGAACUCGACUGUGUGUGUGACCUGGCUCGUGAGCAUCGUUGUGGUGACGGUCGUUGUGUGUCCAGAGACUGGUUGUGUGACGGAGACCACGACUGUCUGGACAAGUCCGACGAGCUCAACUGCUCCUGUAAGAGUCAGGGUCUGCUGGAGUGUAAGAACGGUCAGUGUAUUCCGUCUGCGUUUCGUUGUGACGGAGAGGACGACUGUAAAGACGGCAGCGACGAGGAGCACUGCAGCAAAGAGCAGACUCAGGGUGUGUGUGUUCCUGGUCAGCCCAGCUGUAUCUCCACUCCCUGUCCGUCUGGGUGUGUGGGGGGCAGCACCAGCUGUGACCUCCGAAACAACAACUGCACUCACUGUGAGCCCAUCAGCCUGGAGCUGUGCAUGAACCUGCCCUACAACCUGACCAGUUUCCCAAACUACCUGGGUCACCUGUCGCAGAGAGAGAGCUCCGUGUCCUGGGAGUCCUCGCUGUUCCCCGCCCUCGUCCAGACCGGCUGUUACCAGUACCUCAUGUUCUACGCCUGCACGCUGCUCGUGCCCAAGUGCGACCCCGUCAGCCGGCAGAAGGUCCCGCCCUGCAGGUCGUUGUGUCGUAACGCAAAGGAAAAGUGUGAGUCGGUGCUUGGCAUUGUGGGUCUGCAGUGGCCCGAGGACUCGGACUGUAGCCAGUUUCCAGAGGAGGGAGGAAACGCCACCUGCCUGCUGCCGGAGGCCGGCGUCCACGAGUGCUCCCCCAGUCACUUCAAGUGUCGGUCCGGUCGCUGCGUGUUGGCGUCCAAACGCUGCGACGGACACCUGGACUGUGAUGACCACAGUGACGAGGACAACUGUGGCUGCUCAGAGCGUGCUCUGUGGGAGUGUCCCGGCAGCAACGUGUGCAUUAAAGCCAGUAUGAUAUGUGAUGGCUUCCCAGACUGCCCCCUGCUGGUGGACGAGGCCAACUGCUCUGUGUGCAGAGACAACGAGCUGUCCUGUAACAACCAUCAGUGUGUCCAUCGCACACUGUGGUGCGACGGAAAGAGACACUGCUCAGACAGCUCAGACGAAUGGGACUGUGUGUCUCUGUCCGAUCGAUCAGGUUCAGUAUUGACCGUGUUCAGGACGGCAGCAGAGUAUCAGGUCUGUGCAGACGAGUGGAACCACGAGCUGAGCAAACUGACCUGUGACCAGCUGGGACUAGGGGUUCCCUCCUCUGUGUCCAUGGUGGCGGAGCCGCCUGGAGUCCCGGGUCGCCGGCGCUGGUUACACGUCCAUCCUGAGUGGAACCUGAGGAACAGUUCUUCUCUGCAGGCCCGACUGGAGAAGAGAAGUCAUACGUGUCAUUCCAGGAGGAGAGUUUCUGUGUUUUGUGACAGAGAAGAGUGUGGGGUUCGACCAACGGUGGGCCUCUACCCCCACAGGAAGAAGAGGAUCCUGGGAGGACGGGUUGCCCGGCGGGGGGCGUGGCCCUGGCAGUGCUCGCUGCAGAGCGGGCAGAGUGGACACGUGUGCGGCUGCGUCCUCAUUGGCCGGCGGUGGGCUCUGACCGUCGCACACUGCUUCGAGGGGAGGGAGAGCGCCGACCUGUGGAAGGUCGUCCUGGGCCUCAACAACCUGGACCAUCCGGGCGUCCACAGCCAGAGCCGCGGGGUGCGCUCCAUCAUCGUACACCCGCGCUACAACCGGGCGGUGGUCGACUACGACAUCAGCGUGGUGCAGCUGGACUCUGAGGUGGAGGAGACGGCGUUUGUCCGGCCGGCGUGUCUGCCUCAGCCCGGGCAGCUGCCGUCACCGGACUCCUACUGUUACAUCUCCGGCUGGGGUCACAUGGGCAACAGGAUGCCCUUUAAGCUGCAGGAGGGGGAGGUCCGGAUCAUCUCUCUCUCUCAGUGUCAGUCUUACUUCGACAUGAAGACCAUCACUCCCAGGAUGCUUUGUGCCGGUUACGAAGCCGGAACCGUCGACUCCUGCAUGGGGGACAGUGGCGGUCCGUUGGUGUGCGCGGAGGAGGCCGGGCGCUGGACGUUGUUCGGCCUGACGUCGUGGGGAAGCGUGUGCUUCAGUAAAGUGCUGGGACCUGGAGUUUACAGCAACGUGACUCACUUCACCCCCUGGAUCCAACAACAGAUCUACAUCCACACAUACCUGACCGACUGACACACACACACAGACACACACACACAAACAACAAGAGCGCUUUCAUUCCAGGAGGAAGUGAUGUCAUUGUCAGUCACACACACCUUCAGUUCCUCCACCUGUGCCUAUAACUUUACUGAUAGCCUUCAGAUGCUAACUGCCGUACGACCAGCAGUGUUAACUAGUGUUACUGAUGCUAACUCGUUGACUAGUUGAGCUGUUGUUGUUAACAAGUAAACAUCACAUUACACACUUAUUCUAUUAUUUCAUUAUUACCAUGUAUGGAAGCAAAACAAGGACAAAAAAACUCAGAUUGAAUAAACAUACCAACUGUUAAUUUACAGAUUGUUAAAUAUUAAAUGUUGGAAUUUAAAUUUUAUGAAUAUUUAGUAAUUAAAUGAUUAGAUUAUUUAGACCAUUGAAAUUUACCCAUGUAAAAAUUCUCCAUUUAUAAAAGCAGAAGUUCAAAGUAAAAAUAAAAGAACUAUGCUUCAUUUACGCUGUGGAAUUUUAAAUCCAACAUCAAAUAUUAAGUAGUGGAUUCUUUUAUUUAUUUAAAUUUGAUGAUGGAAUUUAAAUUAAAUACAAAAUGUCUUUGCUUCCAUUAACGUGACAUUAAUUAUUAUUUUAUUUGUAUUUCCAGCAACAGCAGUAACUCAGAGGAAAAUCAGCUUCAGUCCAUUGUUGCAUUAAUAUUCUCCAGUGUGUGUAUGUGUGUGAUUUUGUGUGUAUGUGUGUUUGUGUGUGUCUGCCUCAUCAACACUUUUUAAACUUGAAACUUUACAUCGUUAAAACGUCGUCACAAUGGUCAGACGUUUAGCGCCGACGUCCUCCAAGCUGCUAGCUAAAACAGACCAGCCGAGCACCCAACCUCCCACAAUGCUUCACUCUAUAGUGCCUGUACUUCAACCUGUUACCUGUAGGAUGUCGAGCUGUACGAUGUCGUGCUGUUCGUGUGAGUGACACCGAGAAAGGGGUUCUUACGUUGUUUUUUUUGCUUCUAAACACGCUGGUAACUUUAUAGCUCAACUUUGAUGGACAACAAUUAUCAGUGACCUUUAUUAACACACAUUUUAUUUAACGAUGUGUCGUAUCUGACAUUCACAGCCGUACUAACAUGUACUAACAGAAUAUAAACAGUGGAUCAAUGGUGAAUAACAGACUGUAAUGUAGCUGUAAUAUUAAUAAUUAAACAAUCAACAAAAUUAUAGUAAAACACAACUGUUGAGAAAUACUGAAAAUUAAUAAACACAAUGUCUUUAUUAACUUAUAAACAGAUUUAAACACGAAUUAUCCAAAAGUAAAGUGUCUGAAUUUAAAAUGUUUCAUUUAAUGUUUAAAGUCAAAACUUAGUUCAAAGAAAAAAAAAGCUAAAUUAGCUUUAACUACUAAUUAACAAACUCAACUGGCCAAACUGUAGUUUUAAAAGAAGCCAUGUUUAGAAAGCUAACUUUGCUAACUUUAGCCAGCAGACUCGCUAACACAAACUAUUAACUGCCAAAUUAGUGCCAGCUAGAAUGUGAAGCACAAUUGUAGCAUAUUGCUAAUGUAGACCAAUGAGGUGAUGUAUUUAAAAUGCUGCCAAAUGUAGCAGUGAGCUACAUUAACUUUUACGUAGCUGACAAAACUGAGUAUAUUAGCACCACAGCUAACUGCUAAGGUUAUGAAUGAGUCUCUCCCGAAGAGUUUGAGGUGAAUUAAAAAAUGAGAAUUGUGUUAGUUAGAUAUAUGAUCCUCGCAAGUGUUGCGUGGAAAAUUCAUGAAUUAAAAAUCGCCAAAUUUUGUUAUUGUUUAAUUGAUCCCAUUUAGCUUCUGCUGCCGUUUAAUCUGUGUUAAUUCAAGACAUUGUCACAUUUUACUAGGGCAUCAAAUAUGUCAGUAAUGGAGGUGAUUUCGGUCAGGAUGCAGAAAAUUUGACGGAAAUCCUAAAUUUUUCGUUUUAAAUUUUAAAUUUCGUUGAGAAAGUGGAAUCAGAAACAAAAAUGUAUUAUGGGCAACAUGUAACGCUCCCGACUCGUUGCCCGACUCGUUGCCCGACUCGUUGCCCGACUCGUUGCCCGACUCGUUGCCCGAUGUGUGUGUGUGUUCCAUGCCAACGUCAAACUGACAUCCAGAACAUUCCAAGUGGUAGUCAUCGUUUUGUGUGUUUGGUUUUUUAAGAGUAUUUUUCUACAGCUUUUUGUAUGUCAGGCUUCUUACAGUGUGUGUGUGCGUGUGUGUGUGUCUGUGAACAUGCAGUCACGUGUGCAGACUAUGUUUGGUUGUAUGUGAUUUGGCUUGCGUUUGUGUUUCUGAUGUCACCUCCUGAUUUGGCUUUGUUACCAUGAUGAUGACGAUGAUGAUGAUGAUGUAAUUGUUUGAUGACGUUGGAUUUAAAUCGAAAUGCUUUACGAACUGUAGCCUCUUAUGUUUGUGUAACAGUGAAUAAUUGGUUUGUAUCACAUUGUAUCCCACAAAUAAAAGUAUACACACACACUCUGUCCUGUGUGUGUGACUCAGAGUCA
Messenger RNA from Pleuronectes platessa (European plaice), 5876 nucleotides. It is a transcript of the gene corin, whose product is annotated as corin, serine peptidase. Gene Ontology annotation, cellular component: membrane. The record is from RefSeq and is a predicted model, not a curated record. Gene Ontology annotation, biological process: acrosome reaction; proteolysis. Gene Ontology annotation, molecular function: serine-type endopeptidase activity; protein binding. The transcript is spliced from 24 exons. NCBI's taxonomy places the organism in Eukaryota, Metazoa, Chordata, Actinopteri, Pleuronectiformes, Pleuronectidae. Bases 1 to 3393 code for a protein of 1130 amino acids.